Messenger RNA from Myotis davidii, 1267 nucleotides. RefSeq names its product integrin alpha-M. Gene Ontology annotation, biological process: cell adhesion mediated by integrin; cell-cell adhesion; cell-matrix adhesion. Lineage: Eukaryota; Metazoa; Chordata; Mammalia; Chiroptera; Vespertilionidae. Gene Ontology annotation, molecular function: integrin binding. The transcript is spliced from 13 exons. The record is from RefSeq and is a predicted model, not a curated record. Bases 569 to 1267 code for a protein of 232 amino acids. Gene Ontology annotation, cellular component: integrin complex; external side of plasma membrane.
UCUGGAGGGGCAGCCCUUGUCCUCCUUCGGGAACCUGCGGCCCGUGCUGGCUGUGGAUGCUCAGACGCUCUUCACAGCCGCGUUUCCCUUUGAGAAGAAUUGCGGCAAUGACAGUGUCUGCCAGGAUGACCUCAGCAUCAGCUUCAGUCUCACCAACCUGCACACCCUGGUGGUGGGUGGUCUCCGGAACUUCAACGUGACGCUGACUGUGAGGAACCAGGGCGAGGACUCCUUUGGGACUCGGGUCGCCUUCUUCUACCCGCCUGGCUUGUCCUAUCGGACGGUGUCAGGGGUGCAGUCCCCGCAGUCAUGGCGAUCCUGGCGCGUGUCCUGUGAUCCCGGCCCCUCCACCCAAACCAGGACCUUGCAGAGCGGCAGCUGCGCCAUAAACCACCCCAUCUUCCCAAGCAACUCAGAGGUCACCUUUAACAUCACAUUGGACGUGGACCCUGAUGCUUCCCUUGGAGACAGACUGCUUCUCAAGGCCAAUGUGACCAGUGAGAACAACUUGCCGAGAACCAACAAAACGGAGUUCCAGCUGGCGCUGCCCGUGAAGUACACGGUCUACAUGGUGGUCGCCAGCCGUGAGGUCUCCACCAAAUAUCUCAACUUCACAGCUUCAAAGAAGACCAGCCACGUCAUAAACCAUCAGUAUCAGUUCAGCAACCUGGGGCAGAGGAGCCCCCCCAUCAGUGUGGUCCUCUGGAUCCCCAUCCGGCUGAACCAGGUGACCGUGUGGGGCGACCCAGACGUCGUCUUCUCCCCGAACCUGAACAGGACAUGCCACCGGGAGGAGAGGGUGCCCCCUCGCUCCAGCUUCCUGGCUGAGCUGAGCAAGGCUCCAGUGCUGAGCUGCUCCAUCGCCAUGUGCCUGAGAAUCCAGUGCGACAUCGCCUCCUUCGGCAGCCAGGAGGAGUUCGGGGUCGCCCUCACCAGCAACCUCUCCUUUGACUGGUACAUCAAGACUCCGCACAACCACCUGCAGGUGGUGAGCACAGCGGAGAUCCUGUUUGAUGACCGGAGGUUUGCCCUGCCCUCAGGUCAGGAGGUGUUGGUCCGGGCCCAGACAGAGACCAAGGUGGAGCCAUAUGAGGUGUACGACCCGGUCCCGCUCAUCGUGGGCAGCUCCGUGGGGGGGCUGGUCCUCCUCGCCCUCAUCACAGCCGCUCUGUACAAGGUACUACUCCCUGGGCGCCCUCUGCCUGCCCCUCCCGCCCCCUCGCUGCUUCCUUCCGGGCUUGACUGCCGCAGUGCAGCCGCUGUGUGA